AUCAGCCGUUAUUAUUUUUCGACACUUCAAUGCAUGCUCAUUGUUUGUAUAGUGGUGGGCGAACACUUACACUAAAAUAUUGGAAUUGAAUGGUACCAAGAGCUUUGAGCGGUUUUUAGUUUUGAGAUGAUUUUAAAUUACGGCCUAAAGCUACAUUUGACUCCGUCUGUUUAUCGCAUGCACAGCAGGGGUUUGAAUCAAGAAAGUCAUUAAAAUGAAAGUUGAAACAGUAAAACGGUAGGAAACGUCGGAGUGGUAUUAAGGAGGUUUUGAGGUCGUAAGAAGUCUUAAUCCUGGGAGAUCUGUCGAUAUCGUGCUGAAUUUAUUAGGUGAAACCGCGGUUUUUCUAAUUGAAAAUUGCGAAACUCGCCAUUGGCUUUAUCGCUUUCUUAGUAACAAGAAUUAGACAGAGGUCAAACGCGCGCGUGAAGAACGAUACAUCGAAGAAAGAAUUUUAGUUAAAAAAACAAAGAGACCUAGAAAUGCCAGUCGAUGAGUUUAAAGAAAACUGCACGGUAAAUAUCGGAAGUUGCGACAACUCAACAUGGUUAUGGAACUCAUCCAGUUCCAAUGACUCGGAUGAAGAUUUGAGUUCACCUUUCAUCACAAAGUUACAAAUAGGUUUUCAGCUGGUCGUUGGUUUGCUGGGAACUUUCGGUAAUGUAUUGGUUUUCACCGUCAUUCGAGAAAUGAAAAGGAAAAAGUCAACAACGGAUAUAUUUGUACAAAAUCUUUCUAUUGCAGACCUUGGAAUCUUCUUGCUGUCAACUCCGCUCAUGGCUAUCAAAGAAAGAUUGCCGUAUAACUGGCCUUUUGGGAAGUUUGCUUGCCUUUAUUUAUAUCCCAUUCCCGAAAUUUUUCACGGGGCAUCGGUUUGGUGUAUUGCUGUUAUUGCCUUCGACCGAUAUCGACAGAUAAUAACACCGCGGAUUUAUAGUCCCAACAAACGCAGGACUUUGCUGAAGAGGGCCAAGUAUGUUGUUGCCUGUGUAUGGAUUGUUUCUUUUCUGGCACCUUCUUUACCACUUUACUUUGUCGUGGAAUAUCAGAGAACAACCGGGAGAUGGUGUGGUCCUCGCUGGCCACAGCGGUUGUUUGCACAAGCGUACAUGAUUUUGCUGACAGUUUUCUCAUAUUUGUUACCUCUAGCUGUGAUUUCAUGGACUUAUUUGGCGAUCUCGCGUAUAAUUCAACGAAGUAAUGCAUUUAUCAAAAAUAUAACACAUGGUAAUGGAGCAUUGGAAGACAGGUGCUGUGUCUCUUCAACAAAAAAUGUGCGCCUGCGUCAAAACAGGAGGGCAAAGAAAAUUCUCACACCGAUGGUUUUGGUGUUUGCAGUUACAAUGCUUCCUCUCAACGUCUUCAGACUAACCAUUGUGUUUUGGCCUGCAAUGGGGAAACAAGAUUAUUAUCAAAACCUGCUGUACGCAAUAUCGGUGUUUGUCAUGCUGAACUCUGCGGCCAAUCCUGUUAUCUAUUCAAUUGCAAGUAGGGACUUUCGCAGGGGAAUAAAAAAUUUAUUUCAUAAAGAAUCGCGAAAAAAAGAUUACUGAAGUGAAAGUUUAUUCAAAGCCGAUUCUGAUUUUU
Pocillopora damicornis (cauliflower coral) is the source of this 1587-nucleotide messenger RNA. Its product is annotated as galanin receptor type 1. The record is from RefSeq and is a predicted model, not a curated record. NCBI's taxonomy places the organism in Eukaryota, Metazoa, Cnidaria, Anthozoa, Scleractinia, Pocilloporidae. Gene Ontology annotation, biological process: G protein-coupled receptor signaling pathway. Gene Ontology annotation, molecular function: G protein-coupled receptor activity. Gene Ontology annotation, cellular component: plasma membrane.